GAAAUCUUUGUAAAGCAGAAUGGGAAACAUAAAGUGUUUCACCUAGGCAGUAAUUUAUUGUGUCAUCAACAUAUACGUGGCCACUAUGAGUUCUACCAGGCUAAAUGUAAGGAGCUAGGGAUCACUGAGCACCACUAUGCAAUUCCUCGCGAGUUGUUGGAUUUACAG
Suillus fuscotomentosus is the source of this 168-nucleotide messenger RNA. RefSeq lists its product as uncharacterized. The transcript has a single exon. The record is from RefSeq and is a predicted model, not a curated record. Lineage: Eukaryota; Fungi; Basidiomycota; Agaricomycetes; Boletales; Suillaceae. The annotation marks the transcript as partial.